AUGAACAACGUCGUUCAGUCCUCUCUGGCAGACGUCGAAUCUAAACUCAAUUCGCUCUUGACUACCCUCACCCACUCCCCCGCUGCCGCCGGAGCUCCAGCAGCGGCCGUCGCCCUACUCAAUGCCGACGACACAUUAACCUCCUCUAUCGAAACCCUCAGGCGACACCAAGAGAAUUAUGCAAAGAUUUUAAACCUACGAAACGAGGCAGAACAAUUGGAAACUCGCGUCAAGGCUAUUGUCGGUGAUCUUGAAAGAUUCGAUAGAGAAAUCCACACAGCCUGCGACGACGAAAGUGACUCGGACUCGGACUCGGACGAACAAAACAACCCUCGGGGCUCCAAACCCCUGUCGCGAAAAGAAAUCGAUUACCGUUUACUGCUGGACUUUGCGCGCCGCAUUAGCAAAUAUAACCAUGAAGCCGCGGCGGAUGCUGCGAAUGGCGCAGUAGGGAAGGGCCAAACUACACGCCAACAGCUUCCGGACAAGGAUGUGCAAAUGUCAGGGAUAAAUGAAGAUUCUACUGCAGAGUAUGGGAAGGAACCUGUGUCUUCAGUGACCAAAAACGCAACUCAGUGGCUGGACGACUCGGCAAACGUUACCCGCGAGGCGUAUAUGAUGCCCUAUCCAAUGGAGGAUCGCAUCCGGAUGGGAUUGAUGGGACAAGUUCAGCUGGCGGCUGGCCAAGACCCAGACAAAGAGGUGGAGCGAUUGAUCCGAGAGGCAGAGGGGCUCGGGGUAGCAGAAGCCCCUGCGCCGGUCCCAACAACGGAUACGAGACAAGACGAGGCCGCGAAAGCUGCAGCCCAGGCUGGCUCCGUUGCUGCUAGUGUUCCACGCCCGCCACCAGUUGCUGCACCUGCGCCUGCACCUGCGCCCAAACCCAAACCCAAAGGUCUUUUGGACCUCGACCUCUACGACCCUGAUGAUGACGAUGACUGA
Molecule: messenger RNA, 942 nt
Organism: Penicillium waksmanii
Lineage: Eukaryota; Fungi; Ascomycota; Eurotiomycetes; Eurotiales; Aspergillaceae
Exons: 1
Coding region: 1-942 (313 amino acids)
Biological process (GO): regulation of transcription by RNA polymerase II
Cellular component (GO): mediator complex; core mediator complex
Molecular function (GO): transcription coregulator activity
Source: RefSeq, a predicted model, not a curated record